AAAUAUAUUAAUGUCCUUUCUUAAAACAGAUUACAUUGUUUUGUUUUGGGCUUCAGUCUUGGCGAUAACAAGUGCUAGUCUUGCAUUAAUUUCAGGCUUCCAAUAUUCUAAAUCAGGGCUAAUAACCAGUAUGGGUCUUUUUAUAGUAACAUUUUUUAUUAUCGAUGGAUACGCAAUAUGUUUUAGAGUAAAAAAUUAUUUAUCUGAACAACAGCUUACUAAUAUUUUAUACGAUGCGCUAAGAAUAGAUCCAUUUGAAAAUUUCCAGUUUCAUUUCAUGCAAAGAGAACUCUCUUGCUGCGGAGUUCUUCAUUACACUGAUUGGAUAACCUACCACAAUGUUAUUCCAGGAUCUUGCUGCAACAAUAUGACUAUUUGUAAAGAUGAUGAUCCAGCUUUACAUAAAAACGGUUGCUUUGAUGUAAUCUUCAAUAUAUUGCAUGUUACUUAUCAAGCUACAGUCGAUACUAUUAUAAUUUUAAAUGUUUGUUUGGUGCUCGCAUUAUUUUCUGGAUAUUUCUACUGGUACCUAUUACGACAAGUGAAAAAAGCUAGAAAAACAUCAUUUCUUACGUUACCAAGAAUUAAUAUGCCAAGUCUUUUAGCAAACCAACCAAGUCGACAUGCUUAUAUGACAGACACUAAUACAAUCCUAUCAGGAAAUAAUACACUCCAAAAUUUUAAUUAUGACUAUUACAAUGCUUAUGUAACUAACGAAAAUAUUAAUCCAGCCCAACAAACACGACAUGUUACAAUAUCGGAGAACCUUACAAUCCAAGAGAAUAACAAUACAGUUCAAGAAGAAGCGAAUACAACCCAAGAAAAAGCCAAUGCACCCCAAGAAGAAGCCAAUGCACCUCAAGAAGAAGCCAAUGCAUCCCAAGAAGAAGCCAAUGCACCCCAAGAAGAAGCCNAAGCCAAUGCACCCCAAGAAGAAGCCAAUGCACCUCAAGAAGAAGCCAAUGCAUCCCAAGAAGAAGCCAAUGCACCCCAAGAAGAAGCCGAUACACCCCAAGAAGAACACAAUACGGUCUGAAACAAUAAUUCUGCUGUCUACGAUUCUGUUCAGCCAGUUAACGAAAAUAAUUUAACAACAGUCACCGGUUUAAUCUUAAUUUUCGUAUCUCCAUAGGUUCCUAAAACUUAAAAUAACUUUAAUUAACUUUAAUUAAUUUUAAUAUUACUCACACACACACACACACAUUAUGUUUAAAAACCUGCAGAAAAAGGACCUAUCGUUCAUAUGCAUAAAUAUUUUAUUAAUUACAUUCUAAGAUAUAGAUAUGUAAUUUUUAAUUGUAUUACACGGAUGUUACUUUUAUAAUAAUAAAUAAUUAUAAAUGUG
Messenger RNA from Polistes canadensis, 1345 nucleotides. RefSeq lists its product as uncharacterized. Bases 11 to 1036 code for a protein of 341 amino acids. Gene Ontology annotation, cellular component: membrane. Lineage: Eukaryota; Metazoa; Arthropoda; Insecta; Hymenoptera; Vespidae. The transcript has 4 exons. The record is from RefSeq and is a predicted model, not a curated record.